Messenger RNA from Torulaspora delbrueckii, 852 nucleotides. It is a transcript of the gene TRS31, whose product is annotated as TRAPP subunit TRS31. Gene Ontology annotation, cellular component: TRAPPII protein complex; TRAPPIII protein complex; TRAPPI protein complex. Bases 1 to 852 code for a protein of 283 amino acids. Gene Ontology annotation, biological process: endoplasmic reticulum to Golgi vesicle-mediated transport. NCBI's taxonomy places the organism in Eukaryota, Fungi, Ascomycota, Saccharomycetes, Saccharomycetales, Saccharomycetaceae. The transcript has a single exon. The record is from RefSeq and is a predicted model, not a curated record.
AUGUCUCAAAGAAUAAUUCUACCGAGUACUUCGGACGAAGGUGUGUUCAACAACAGCGAGGGGUAUGAGUAUACGAUUGGUCCCAAGCAAUCUCUACCGAAUGAAGCCUCCAUGGCAAUGAUCCCAUCGAGACUUUAUAAUGAGUCCCUAAUGUUCAGAAAGCAAGAAGUUUCUCUGUCAGCAACUACUUUUCUCUUCCAGGGUAUGGUUUCAUAUAUUCACAGUCACAGCAAAUCAUCGACAGAGUUUGAAUCGACACUCAAUGAACAUGGGUUUAGUAUAGGAUCCAAAUUAUUGGAACUUCUCAAUCUGCGAGCCUCAAUUCCUGCAACAGCACACUCAAGGACCUCCAAUUUCUUGGGCACUUCUGCUUCUUCGAAUAACGCCCUAAACGAAACAGCUGGAUCAGCUACUGGAUCCGGAGCCAAUUCUCUAGGAGCAUCUGAGCACAUUUAUCACAACCACGAAAAUGGAUCCGAUUCGAUAGCCUCCCUAAUAACCAAUACCAGGUCCCGAGAUUUGAAGAUCCUAGAUAUGCUACAAUUCGUUCAUGGAACUGUAUGGUCCUACCUUUUCGGGCAUGUCAGUGAUGAUCUAGUUAAAUCCUCUGAGAGAGAUAAUGAAUACAUGAUUGUAGACAAUCGACCAGUGCUCACACAAUUUAUCCCUGGCGGAGUCUCCUGUGACUAUUUCGUCUGUGGGAUCAUCCAGGGAUUCCUCAACACAGCUGAGUUUCCCUGCAAGGUCUCAGCUCAUUGCAUGCCCCAGAACGGCUUCGAUCGUAGAGUCGUCUACUUGAUACAGUUCGACAAACAUGUUCUCGAGAGAGAAGGACUGAGGUUUGGUCAAUGA